This is a messenger RNA of Amphibalanus amphitrite, 2252 nucleotides long. RefSeq names its product elongation factor 1-alpha. The transcript is spliced from 3 exons. Gene Ontology annotation, molecular function: translation elongation factor activity; GTPase activity; GTP binding. NCBI's taxonomy places the organism in Eukaryota, Metazoa, Arthropoda, Thecostraca, Balanomorpha, Balanidae. Bases 579 to 1961 code for a protein of 460 amino acids. The record is from RefSeq and is a predicted model, not a curated record. Gene Ontology annotation, biological process: translational elongation; translation.
AGUUUUGCUGGCUCGUCCGGAGGUGCGGUGCCGGCUCCGCAGGCUCUUUUAAGUGUUUCUGGCUUGUCUGGCCCUUAAUAAUCCUGGAUAUUGGAAUGAAUCGUAAUUAUGGAUUAUAUUAAGCGAUCUCUGUUUCAAGAUUUCCCGUUUCUGGUCUAAAUUUUUAACUGAUUGGGCUUUGUGACGUAUGUGGCGCCACAUGGUGGCUGCCGGCCUGAGCAUACUGCAUGUGCGAUCUAUACAUUAGAAAGUACUUCAUACAGCAAAUGCUAAGUGUACAUUUCUUGUAAAGGAUGUUUGGUGAUGUGAAUGUGGUGGCUCUGCUGUGGUCCCAUUGGAUGGUCAGCAGCCUGUGUAAAUCUACUGCACAGAGGGCUGUUCGGCUACGCAUUGAGAAUCAAAUAUCUUGCAGCAUGUAUGCACUGAAGCUUUGCCUGUUAGUCCUGGCCACACUUUUGCAUCAUUUCAUUGUGAUGUCUUUUGCUGUUGUUUCAAUAUGAGGCUCUAAAAUUGGUGCUGGAGGUGGCAGUGGUGCAAGUUAAAUUCUCUUGUGCUGGUAGCCUACACAUUCCGCCACCAUGGGAAAGGAGAAGACCCAUAUCAACAUUGUGGUCAUCGGCCACGUCGACUCCGGAAAGUCGACGACCACCGGUCACCUGAUCUACAAGUGCGGUGGCAUCGACAAGCGUACCAUCGAGAAGUUCGAGGCUGAGGCCCAGCAGAUGGGCAAGGGCUCCUUCAAGUAUGCCUGGGUGCUGGACAAGCUGAAGGCUGAGCGCGAGCGCGGUAUCACCAUCGACAUCGCCCUGUGGAAGUUCGAGACGUCCAAGUACUACGUCACCAUCAUCGAUGCUCCCGGCCACAGGGAUUUCAUCAAGAACAUGAUCACCGGUACGUCCCAGGCCGACUGCGCCGUGCUGAUCGUCGCCUCUGGUGUGGGCGAGUUCGAGGCUGGUAUCUCCAAGAACGGCCAGACCCGCGAGCACGCCCUCCUUGCCUACACCCUGGGUGUGAAGCAGAUGAUCAUCGGUGUCAACAAGAUGGACACCACCGAGCCGCCGUUUUCCGAGGCCCGCUUCAAGGAAAUCGUCUCUGAGGUUUCCACCUACAUCAAGAAGGUCGGCUACGACCCCAAGACCGUGGCCUUCGUGCCCAUCUCUGGAUGGCACGGCGACAACAUGCUGGAGGCCAGUGACAAGAUGCCGUGGUACAAGGGAUGGGAGACCACCCGCAAGUCCGGCUCUGGCUCCGGCAAGACCCUGCUGGAGGCCCUCGACAACAUCGAGCCGCCGACCCGCCCCAGCGACAAGCCGCUGCGUCUGCCCCUGCAGGACGUCUACAAGAUCGGCGGUAUCGGAACGGUGCCCGUGGGCCGUGUCGAGACCGGCACCAUCAAGCCCGGCAUGAUCGUCUGCUUCGCCCCGUCCGGCCUGACCACUGAGGUGAAGUCCGUCGAGAUGCACCACGAAUCUCUGCCGGAGGCCUUCCCCGGCGACAACGUCGGCUUCAACGUGAAGAACGUCUCCGUCAAGGAGCUGCGUCGUGGCUACGUCGCCUCCGACUCGAAGAACAAGCCGGCGACCGGCUGCGAGGACUUCACCGCUCAGGUCAUCAUCCUGAACCACCCCGGUCAGGUGUCUGCCGGCUACACGCCCGUGCUGGACUGCCACACGGCCCACAUCGCCUGCCGGUUCGCCGACCUGCAGCAGAAGGUGGACCGCCGUACCGGCAAGGUGACUGAGGAGGCCCCCAAGUCGCUGAAGUCCGGCGACGCCGCCAUCAUCAAGCUGAUCCCCAGCAAGCCGAUGGUGGUGGAGACCUUCACCGACUUCCCGCCGCUGGGUCGGUUCGCCGUGCGCGACAUGCGGCAGACGGUGGCCGUCGGUGUCAUCAAGGGAGUCACCCCCAAGGUGGUGUCCGGCAAGGUGACCAAGGCUGCCGAGAAGGCCGGCAAGAAAUAGGUAUUUGCCCCCCACAUGGAUGCCACUUGUGAGACCGCAGGUGUUUGCUCUCCGUACCGUAAGAAGGAAGGCAUUUCGUUCUGUGUCACCGCCUGGCCAUUUGGCGAGAAAAAGCUUAACUGUUCGUUUUCUCUGUCUCAGUGGCUUAUGUCGCAUUGUCACCGCAAGGAGUUCCGGAGGAAAAGAGUAUGUGGAAACUAGCCCAUCAGUUUUUUAUCGACUGACCCAUACUCUGCUAUCCAUGUGAUUGUGUCACCUGGGCGUAUAAAUAAACCUAUGGACAAUACCGGG